UGUAUCAAGUUCCGGUGGCCGAACGAGCAGGGAUCACAGUUCAGCGUCGGAGCUGGAGCUAAUCGCAGAGAGCAGUGGCAUAUUAGACGAUUAACAGCGUGAGUUCUUCACACCAAACUGAAAGAAAAAAAUAAUAAUUCAAGUAUUCGUUAAAUUUCUGAAUUAGGGCUUGCAGUUGAACCAUCCAUCAAUAAUCAAGACACAUUAUAAUCCCUAUGCGUUCUGAAGACUAUUAGCUUUAAAAAUGGCUUUCGUUAAUGUGAUCAAUUGUUGCCUCGAUUCCAUCAGAGAAUUAUCUGAGGAACUUAAAGGUGCAGUAGUUUAUUUGGAUGCGGGAUGUACAGAAAGUUUCAAGUUUCUUGGGGCAUUCCCUGUUCUAUUGGAGAUGGGUGUACUUUCUGUUUGCAGCUUGGAGAGCAUGUCUUCUCUUGACAUGGCGAUUGAUUGGAAUCAGAAGAAUGAUGACCUCACAAAAGUAGUAUUCUUCACUUGUCGCCUUCUAAGUGAUGCACAUCGAUACAUUUUACGCUGUCUAACCACACUUCAAUGUGUUUCCCAGUGCACUAUAUACAUAUCUAUCUCAGAGACAGGUCACUCAGCUUACCCGGAUUCACCUUUAGGACCAGAUGCUUAUCAUGAAUAUCAAAUCUUACUUGUCCAAGAUUACGAGGAACUCAAGAAGAAAAACAAUCAAAACUCUAUACACAAAAAUAGCAACAAACCUAAGGAGAAUCCCAUCUUUGAAGAUGAAGGGUGGUUGCAGCUUACCCCCCGGUCAAUUUCUGAGGCGUAUUUAUCAGGUGAUCAAGAGAAUUCAAUUAGUUCAGGGUUGCCUCCUUUAAGUACUGGGACUUCUCAUGAUGGUGAGGAUAUACCUCCUGGGGUUGCUCUUACUGCUCAAUUUCUGUAUCAUUUGACAACAAAGAUGGACCUAAAACUGGAAAUCUUUUCGCUUGGUGAUUUAUCAAGAAGUGUCGGGAAGCUUAUAACUGACAUGUCUAGUCUUUACGAUGUUGGGCGUCGUAAAAAACCCGCAGGGUUAUUACUCAUUGACCGAACAGUUGACCUUCUUACCCCUUGUUGCCAUGGAGACACCCUCAUUGACCGGAUAUUUUCAUCCAUCCCCCCGUAG
Lactuca virosa is the source of this 1132-nucleotide messenger RNA. The record is from the annotation of a GenBank genome assembly. Lineage: Eukaryota; Viridiplantae; Streptophyta; Magnoliopsida; Asterales; Asteraceae.